AUGCAGGUUCACCCAACAACGGCGGUGCUCUCGUCGCUCGCCUCUCUUGCGCACGACUCGCUGCAGGCUCAAAUCGACGACUAUGCGGAUGCACACAGGUGGAUGGAUAGCUUCUUCGAGAAGCUCGCGCCCAAGGGGCAGCAGAAGGCGGGCGGAUCUCGACUCGCCAUGUCGGAGCUUAUGAAGACGCCUGGACGUAAGCGUGUUGCGACCGCCACCUCCGCCCACCGCGCCCUCGCCUCUUCGAAGAAGGACCCCGUCGCAACCCUUCUCUUCCCCGCGCCAGCCUCACCGAAGCGAUCUCCCGCGAUCGGCAAGGAGAACAGUCCUGCAGCAUCGUCGGGCCAGUCAAGCUCGCGCAGGUUGCUGUCACCGCUCGGUCAGAAUUCGUCGCUCAACAAGGCCAAGACGGUUUCGCCUCUCCGCGCGCCUUCGCCGAGGACGUUCGGCACUAACAACCAAUCUGCACGCAAUUCGCCAGCUCCUGUCGAGUCUACGCCGGCUGCCGAUGUCAAAGCGCUUGACUUUGCUCCCCCGCUCGACCUCGAGGAGCCGGAGCCUUUCGAGCUGCCGGUCCACGAACUCUCGAACGUCAUGGAGGAGGACGAAGAGGAAGACGACGACGAGGAGGAGGCGAGGGAGGUCAGCAACGUUUUGACGAAGAAGGAGGAGGCUGCCCUUCCUGCCGCCGCCAAGCUCGACGAGGAGGAGAGGGCCAACCUCUCGAUCAUUGGCGAAGAGGAGGAAGACGAGGACACGUCGACUGGCUCCGUCGUCACCGCGCCUUCCACUCAGCCGCCAUCUCUCGUCGGCGCACCUUCGAUCAUCCCGGAGACCCAGUUCAGCCAGCCUCAUCCCGCGUCGCCAAAGCCUGCCGAACCUGCUCGCGCCAUGUCGCCGCAACCGCGCAGCGUCUCUGGUGCGUCGUCCGUUGCGCCGGAAGCCGACACCGAGGAGAUGUCGGUCCCGCUCAACGACGCACCCUCGACUCUCCGCUCGGAGGCCCUCUCCUCCUCCCUCUCCUCGUCCACCCUGCGUACGCCCGGCGGCAGCUCGACUUCGCGCUUCACUCUCGGUACCUAUUCGGCCGCGAAGCUCGGCAGCAUCGGCCUCGGCUCAAGCCCGCCUCCGACCGCAUCAGCAACCGUCGGUCCCGCCAUUGCCUCCUCGCGCAUCAGCACCGGCGGCGCCGCUCCCCGCCAGCUCAACUUUGUCGGUCUCCCCAAGAAGAGUCUCGGGCAUGGGCUCGGCAUCGGUCGCAACUGGCUCGCCUCGGGGCCCGACAGUCAAGGCUCCACCGCUUCGCAGACAUCGUCGGCACCUUCCACAGCCGCUGAACCGGCGCAGUCAGGCUCUACAACGGCAACAGGUGCUGUCAAGCGCAAGUCUGUCGACGGCGCAGACGCCGCCCACAAGGCGCCGAAGCUCUCGCAGGUCCCCGCAGGGGACAUCGACCAGGAUGAAGCACGCAAGCGCAGGGAAGCGCUCGCGAACCGCAUUCAGAGCAUGCAGGCUCGUCAGAGCAACCUCGGCGGGCGGACAAGCAACGUUGCUGGACCGUUCGGCGGCGUCUCGAACAUGUUUGGCUCGACGAAGCCGAUCUCGACGACGACUGCGCUCUUCCACUCGACAUCGACUGCUCCCGUCGCCAAGCCGCUCUUGGCCAACGCGCCGAUCCUGCCGUCGUCGUCGUCGGUCAACAUCGCUGCCGAGCUCAACGGUCCUGCCGCUCGUCGGCCGUCCGUUAUGGAGCGCGUCAAGUCUUUCGAGUCGAACACGACCGGCACAGAACACGUCCACCCUCCCUCCCCAUCGAAGAUCCCCGCCGCCUUCAGCUCCACCGCCCACCACUCGCCUCGCCCGAACUCGCCUCCCCCUGCGUUCUCGUCGGGACGCUUCGCCUCUCCGCCCGCAUCUCCACGACCUGCAUCUCGCGCGGCGCCGUCGGGUCUCCCCGUCGCUACGUUCGGCAGCCCUCGUUCUGCACACUUCAUGCCGCCAGCGGCACACCCGGCGUCUCCUCGUCUGGGCGGCAUCACCCGCUCGCCGUCCGCCUUUGUCUCCGCUUCGAUCUCGUCUAUCCUCUCGCCUCCGCGUCAAGCGGUCAAGGUACCAGUCGUCGAGCCCAAGAGCCCGGCACGCUCGCCCGUCCGCGUCGCCAACACCCCUCCGACCGCAGUCGUUCGCUCGACGACGCCCGUCGCUUCUCCGCCGGGCAUGGGUCUCGCCGACAUGCUCAAGAAGGCCGAAGAUGCGCGCUCGCUGGAGAUGGACGACGAGCUCGAAGACGAGGAAGAAGAGGAGGAGGAUGACCGCCCUACCAUCCGCGCGAUCAACGCCUCGACUCCCGCUUCUGCCGUGGUCGAAGCGCAGGCUAGUGCGAAGGCGAAGGCAGCGGCGGAGGAGGCGUGGCAAGUGCGCGAGGCGGAGGCCAAGCGCGCUGCUGAGCAGGCUGCACGCGACCUCGAGGAACAGGAGGCGCAGCGUGAGCGGGAGGAGUUGCUCAAGAAGAGGCUUCCGUCGCUUCCCGAGCCGAAGCAGCAGGAGGACGACGAGGACGAGUCGGGCUCGGAAGACGGCGAGGGUCGGAACACGGCGGUUCUGACCAAGGCUGUCAGGGAGGAUCUCACUUCGAAGGCCAGCCCAAGCCGCGUUGUCAUGCCCGGCGGCUUCGGCAACGGAUCGAGCUCGCAUGAGAACGGCUCGAGCGCCGAAGCGAGCGAUGCAGAGGACGACGAAGCGGUGGACGACGAAGAGGACCGGACGACCAUGUCGAUGAUGUCGAGCGUCACAGCCUCGAGCACGCUCAACUUCUCGCAGAACCACCACCCCUUCAAGCCCGUCACUGCGCACAAGGCACCUCAGGCCUCCCGGCCCGCUUCAAAGGCCAGCAUCGCUUCGACUGCCUCGACCAGCACGACGUUCGGCCUCAACCGCUCGACGAGUGCUGCGCCUGCUUCUGCCAUCAAGAAGGCUAAGCCGGACGUCAAGGCUGUCCAGCGCACGACUGCUGCUGCGAAGAAGGAAAAGGAGGAGCGCGACCGCAAGGCCGCUGCCGCCAGCGACAAGCGCAGCAUGCUCCAGAAGAAGCAGGAGGAGGAGCGGAAGGUCAAGGCCGAGGGCUUCGAGAAGAAGCGCAAGGAGCGCGAGGAGCAGGCGAGUAAAGCCAAGGCGAACCCGAUUCGCGGCGUCAAACCCAAGGCCGGCGACGACGAGCCGUCGAAGAAGCGCAAGAUCGAGCCCGAAGCCAAGUCUCGCCUCGACCCGAAGAAGGCGCACCAGCCCGGUCGCGCUAUCACUCCGUCCGCCUCCAGCCAGCAGCUCUCGUCGUCGACGCGCACGGGAGCGAUGGGCCCGCCCGCGGCGGCACUCAACAAGUCGGCCGGUCUCUCGAGCAUGCUCAACAAGUCGGACGGGCCUUCGGCUGCGCUGAACAAGUCGGCCGGCGCGAGCGCGAUGAUCGGCCACAGCUUCAUGUCCAACAAGAUCAAUUUGACUGGCAGCGCAUCGGCGUCUGCCGCUCGUCCCGCCAAUCCGACCAAGCCCUUCGGUUCAUCCGCGCAGAACGGCGCGAGGUCGCAGCAGCCGACUCCGCAGGCCAAGCCCGAGCCCGAGCCGUUCAUCGAGCUGCCCGACGUCGACUCGGAGUACUCGGACUCGGAGGACGAGGACGCGCAGGAGGCGAAGAAGGCGGCCCUGCCGCGGUGGGCGCAGUCGCCCAACCUCGCCCGCGCGCUCGAGCUCCAGCAGACGAUCAACCCGGACGAGAUCUUUGGCCCGAUCCCCAAGCUGUCCAUCCGAGACAUGUUCCGCAACGCCGAGUCGGCUGCCCGUCUCCGCGUGCGCACGUCGUCUGCGCAGUGGGAGGGUACGGAUGCGCUCACGCAGGCCGACAUUGAGCGGUACCAGCGUGCGAUGGGCUUUGCGCGCACCGAGACCCGCCCUCCUCCGUAG
Rhodotorula toruloides NP11 is the source of this 3954-nucleotide messenger RNA. RefSeq names its product Inner centromere protein, ARK-binding domain protein. NCBI's taxonomy places the organism in Eukaryota, Fungi, Basidiomycota, Microbotryomycetes, Sporidiobolales, Sporidiobolaceae. The transcript is spliced from 5 exons. Bases 1 to 3954 code for a protein of 1317 amino acids. The record is from RefSeq and is a predicted model, not a curated record.